This is a messenger RNA of Stegostoma tigrinum, 1675 nucleotides long. RefSeq names its product microfibril associated protein 1 (gene mfap1). The coding region runs from base 86 to 1405 and encodes 439 amino acids. The record is from RefSeq and is a predicted model, not a curated record. Gene Ontology annotation, biological process: mRNA splicing, via spliceosome. Gene Ontology annotation, cellular component: U2-type spliceosomal complex. The transcript is spliced from 9 exons. Lineage: Eukaryota; Metazoa; Chordata; Chondrichthyes; Orectolobiformes; Stegostomatidae. Gene Ontology annotation, molecular function: RNA binding.
ACUCCGCGACUCCUGCCCGCCAUCUUGUGGUUGUUGUGUAGGUUGUUUUGUUUGAGUUCGGCCUCUGAAAGCUGCAGCGCGAACCAUGGCCGCCCCGCUCAGCCUGAACGCCAAGCAGCCGCCGAUUCAGUCCACGGCCGGAGCCGUGCCCGUCCUCAAUGAGAAAGGUGAGGUGUCGAUGGAAAAAGUGAAAGUCAAGCGCUAUGUCUCUGGUAAGCGACCUGAUUAUGCGCCAAUGGAGUCCUCGGAUGAAGAGGAGGAAGACUUCCAGUUUGUGAAGAAGCCAAAGGAUGCAGAGGCAGAGCCUGAGGUGCCAGAGGAGCUGGCAAACGACCCUCGUCUGAAACGUCUCCAAAACCGACUCUCUGAGGAUGUAGAGGAAAGACUGGCCAGGCAUCGGAUGAUUGUUGAACCUGAGGUAGUGAUGGAGGCAGAAUCUGAGGAUGAGGGUGAACCUUGGCAUGUAGAUCGCGAGGACACCAGUGAAGAGGAAGAGGAGGAAGUGGAUGAUGAGGAAAUUGAGCGACGUCGAGCCAUGAUGAGACAGCGCGCUCAGGAAAGAGAGAACGAGGAACUGGAACUUCUGGAAUUGGAGGAUGAAGGUCGAUCUGGAGAGGAGUCAGAAGAGGAGUCAGAAUAUGAAGAAUAUACAGACAGUGAGGAUGAAACUGAACCCAGGCUAAAGCCUGUCUUUAUAAGAAGGAAGGACCGUGUCACAGUGCAGGAACGUGAGGCCGAGGCCAUAAAGCAGAAAGAGCUGGAGCUGGAAGCAAAACGCUUGAGUGAGGAGCAACGCAAAUACACUCUGAAGAUUGUGGAGGAGGAGGCCAGGCGAGAGAUUGAGGAGUCCAGGAGAACGCUGUCAGCUCUGGAUGCGCUGAACACUGAUGAUGAGAAUGAUGAAGAGGAGUAUGAGUCAUGGAAAGUACGAGAACUUAAACGCAUCAAGCGGGACAGAGAGGAGCGGGAAUCCAUGGAGAAGGAGAAAGCUGAGAUCGACCGGAUGCAUAAUCUGACUGAAGAGGAGAGGCGAGCAGAACUUAGAGCCAACAGCAAAGCCAUUACCAAUAAAGCCAGCAAAGGAAAGUACAAAUUCCUGCAGAAGUAUUAUCACAGAGGAGCCUUCUUUAUGGAUGAAGAGGAGGAUCUUUACAAACGGGACUUUAGUUCCCCGACACUGGAGGAUCAUUUCAAUAAGACCAUCUUGCCCAAAGUCAUGCAGGUCAAAAACUUUGGUCGUUCGGGACGGACCAAAUACACUCACCUGGUUGACCAAGACACCACCUCAUUUGACUCAGCAUGGGCUCAGGAGUCUGCUCAGAAUAGCAAGUUCUUCAAACAGCGGGCAGCUGGUGUGCGCGAUGUCUUUGAGAGGCCAUCAGCCAAGAAAAGGAAGACCACGUAAUCCUGGGGAGGCAGGGACAUUGUAGCCACAUGCACUUUGUGCUUUACACCAAGCAUCACUGCUCUCACACAGUGAAUCGUACCAGCGCUGGUUUCAGGUUCUAAACCCACCCUUUGACGUAUUGUUUACCUUGCUAAGAAUACUGUUCAUAAGUAAUUUAAUCGUUUUUUUAAAGAAAAACAAAUAUACUUUCUGAAGAGUUUACAACUCUGUAAUCAUGUAAUCCUUUCCUGUUGUAUUGUCAAAUAUGAUAAAAACUGAGUUCGUGAA